Oryza brachyantha (malo sina) is the source of this 810-nucleotide messenger RNA. RefSeq names its product transmembrane protein 18-like. Lineage: Eukaryota; Viridiplantae; Streptophyta; Magnoliopsida; Poales; Poaceae. Gene Ontology annotation, cellular component: nuclear membrane. The record is from RefSeq and is a predicted model, not a curated record. The transcript is spliced from 4 exons. The coding region runs from base 96 to 587 and encodes 163 amino acids.
AACAUCUCUGCACAUCUCUCCAUUUUUCAUCGUCCUGAAUAUUCUGGGCCAAUCUGACGCCCUCCGCUCUGCGCCUCCGCCGCUCGCGCCAUCCGAUGGAGGAGGUCCAGGCCGCCGUGACGGCGCACCUGGACCAGGUGUCAGGCCUCGUCCAGGCGCUCUCCUCCGAGCUCCGCCGCGGGUUCGGGCCCGCCGCCGACAGCCUGCUCGCCUUCGUCCACGCCGUCGACUGGACGGAGCCAUGGCUGAUGUGCUUGAUGGCAUUCCACGCGAUUCUGCUGCUCACGGCCGUCGGGUUGAGGAGGAACGCCAAUUUCCAGCUCUUCUUGCUGUUUCUUGCUUAUUCAGGAGUUUAUCUUGCUGAAAAGAUAAAUAUCUAUAUGGCAGAUCACUGGAAGAGCAUUGCCAGACGGAAUUACUUUGACCGUGCUGGAGUUUUCAUUUCUGUUGUCUGGUCGGGUCCCCUUAUCGUCAUAUCUAUGGUCAUUGUGGUUAGCUCCCUUAUUACAUUAUGUCGGUUGAUGGUGAAAUGGAAGAGAGCAGAGCUAAGGCAUCGGGCUCAUCUUGCUCAGGACAAACAGGAUUGAUUGAAAGGAACAUUAUGUAGGUUGAUGGUGAAACGGAAGAGAGCAGAACAAAAUGAUUGGAGAUAAUGGUCUUUAAGAUCGCACCAAUGCAUUGCUCAAGUCUUGGGAGGAUGCCCAAGAAUCAAAUCAAGUAUUGUAACUGCUUGGUGUUCAAUCUCCUGAUGUCGUUAGCUGUUUGUUGUUAGUAACUGGUACAUCAGUUUUGUUCUAGUGGCCAUGAACU